Pecten maximus is the source of this 2056-nucleotide messenger RNA. RefSeq names its product O-phosphoseryl-tRNA(Sec) selenium transferase-like. The coding region runs from base 92 to 1612 and encodes 506 amino acids. The transcript has 11 exons. Lineage: Eukaryota; Metazoa; Mollusca; Bivalvia; Pectinida; Pectinidae. Gene Ontology annotation, biological process: conversion of seryl-tRNAsec to selenocys-tRNAsec; selenocysteine incorporation. Gene Ontology annotation, molecular function: tRNA binding; O-phosphoseryl-tRNA(Sec) selenium transferase activity. The record is from RefSeq and is a predicted model, not a curated record.
CCCUAAGUAGAUCUAGAACUUGAGUUAUUGCGGGCCAGCUUGACGCCAGUGUAACACGUUUGAGGAAGAAAAACAGAAGCUGUCUGCUAAGAUGGACAGUGACUGCUAUAAACUUUGUGAGAAGUUGAUACCAGAAACGUAUGUACAGCAGGGACAACAAGCCAAACAAGUCCACCAGAACAAGAUCAGACAUCUUCUAGAACAGAAGAAGCUGCCAGAGGAGGGUUGGAGUGAUCUCACAAUUGAGAUCCUUCUCCAGGAAUUCUCUGUGAUGGAUAGUAACAAUUUUCCUGGAAAUUGUGGGGUUGGGGAAAGGGAAGCCAGAGUUUUCUCCCCUUUAGUGCUAAAGCGUCAUUACAAUUUUGGGCAUGGAAUCGGUCGAUCAGGAGAAAUCACAGCAAUACAACCAAAAGCAGCAGGAUCAAGUCUGCUAAUGAAAUUAGCCAACAGUUUGGCUCUGGACCUCAUCAGGCUGUGUGGUAUUCCAUCUGUUAAGAGCUGUUUUGUUGUCCCUAUGGCAACAGGAAUGAGUAUGGUACUCUCGAUGCUGACCUUCAGACAAAGUCGACCAGAUGCUAAGUUUGUCAUAUGGCCACGUAUUGACCAGAAGUCUUGCAUAAAGUCUAUCAUUACUGCAGGUCUCACCCCAGUAGUGGUAGAGAAUAUACUGGAGGGAGAUGAGUUAAGGACAGAUGUACAGGCGGUCCGUGACAAGGUGGUGGAGCUGGGAGCAUCAAAUGUUCUCUGUAUCUUUACUACAACUAGCUGUUUUGCACCUCGAGCCCCAGACAGGUUGGAAGAGAUAGGAGAAAUAUGUAAAGUUAAUGAUAUUCCACAUCUUAUAAACAAUGCCUAUGGUCUUCAGUGUACCAAGUGUACUCACCUUAUACAACAGGCUGCUAGGACAGGGAGGGUGGAUGUGUUUGUCCAGAGUACAGACAAAAACUUCAUGGUGCCUGUCGGUGGAUCCAUUAUUGCUGGAUUUGAAGACAAACUACUGGAAAAAAUCAGUAAAACAUACCCUGGGCGGGCAUCAAUGUCACCGACUAUGGACCUGUUUAUCACUCUACUCAGUAUGGGGUCACGAGGUUACAAGGCACUAGUCAAGCAAAGGAAGGAGCUGUAUACAUAUCUAAAAACCUCGUUGUCACAGUGUGCUACCCGGCAUGGACAAAGACUCCUAAACAUAAACCAAAACCAUAUAUCUAUGGCUAUGACUUUGGCAGUAGAAGGAUCCAGUGCAACUGAUAUCGGCUCCAAGCUGUUUACACGCUGUGUAUCUGGAACAAGGGUAGUGGCUCCAACAGGAAAGGUUAGUGACAUAAACGGACAGAAGUUCUGUAAUUUUGGUGCUCAUUCCGAUGUGUAUCCCUGCUCCUACCUUACAGCAGCCGCCGGCAUUGGAAUGACAAAAGGAGAUGUUGAUACGUUUAUAUCUCGACUGGACAAAGUAUUAUCCAAGUGUAAAAUGUUGCCAUACAACUCAGUCAGCAAAAGUGUUGUAGAUAAACAAGAAGAUAUUUCAAUCCCACAGCCUUCUAGUAAUGGAGAAACUAGUGAUGAAGUAACUCUACAGCCAAGUGGGACAGUUUGUGAUGAUGCAAGUGUUUAAAAUGUGCCAUAGAACUCAACAGAUGUUAUAAUAUGAUUAAGACAAGUUGUUUUAUUUAUUAAGAUUUAUUAAGAGAUGCGGAUACUGAAAAAUGAAUACUGUAUUGUAAUUGUUCACUGUCACUUAAGUUUCAACAAUUCCAUGCAUUAAUUUGCUUUCAUCUGGCAGUUUCUUUAUAUUUGUCCAAAAGGGUACAGAAUUUGUACAAUUAAGUGUAGCAAAUUUAGUGAGAUACAAAAACUGACUGAAGCUACAAUGUUGCUGCAACUGUAUAUGUCUGAGGCCAGUCAUUUCUGUGAGGGCCAUGUUUUUUCCACAAAUGACACUCCCUACUGUGUGGAGAUGAAAGUGAGUUUGCAAAGCUGGUACGUCAUAAUCAAGUGUAUUCAUUUAUUGAAGUGAAUCAAUGAUCUUACCAAUAAAUUCAAUGAAUCAUUUACAGAU